GUUUAUUAUGAUGAUGAUGAUGAUUUGGCCAAUUUUUUUUCUGGUAACACACAUUCAAUCAUUUUAUGCUGGAUGAUAAUGAUAUGAGAAAAGAUGGCUGAACCACGAAAUCAAAAUCAAAUUCAAACAUCAUCAUCAUCAUCAUCAAUGAUUGGUGGCAAAAGAAUCGUGAAAAUUUCCAUAAUUUUAAUAUCAAUUUCAAUUCUAUUGAAUGUUUAUCAAAAAUGGAAUAAAUUUUCCAUGAAUAUUGAUAAACAAUUGGAAAUGUUUCAAAAUUCCAUACAAAAUUUGGAUAGAAAAUUUCAAUCAUUCGAACAAAUGUUGAAACAUGAACAUUGCGAUACAAUCGAUAAAUCGAAUAACAAUCGAAUGGAUGAUGAUGAUGAACAAAAAAUUCGACAAAUGUUCUCCAUAAAAGAAAUGAUCAAUGAAGCUCAAUUGGAACAAACAAAACCAUAUGUAUGGUUUGCGUCGAAUGAAACCAAAAUACCAUUGAUGACAUUGGUUGCGAAACAUAUUCUACAGAAACAAAAUUUUCCAUCAUGUCAACAUGAAAACAUUCCACAUGAAUUUGAUUCAUAUAGAAAUUGUUUUCGUUCAUUAUCAAUUGAAUUUCAUAAUCGUAUAUCGUUAUUAUUCGAUCAACAUCAUUGGUUCACAUUGGUUGGCCGUAUACAAUAUGCAUUCAUGAUAACGACAAUACAAUCACGUAGAAAUGAAUAUCUAUUCCAAAUUGGUAAUAUUUAUUUUCAAAUUAUUGAAUAUGAUCAUUUAUUAACAAUGCCAUUUGAUGAAAUAUCGGAUGAUGUUGAUGUAUCCAAUACAACCAUGAUUAAUGAUAAUAAUGAUGGUGAGCAA
Messenger RNA from Dermatophagoides farinae (American house dust mite), 858 nucleotides. The record is from RefSeq and is a predicted model, not a curated record. Lineage: Eukaryota; Metazoa; Arthropoda; Arachnida; Sarcoptiformes; Pyroglyphidae.